AUGUCAACAUCUGCGAACUUCAAAAAGUCGCCAAAUCCAAACUACCGUCAAGGUGGGCAACCGAGGUAUAUCCCCUCCAUCGAAAACCAUCAUCCGCAAAAGCUGCCAUUGCAAUCCUCAACCUCCUUUCUUCGUCACCCUGACGAUGUUCCACAGCCACUUCAACAGCCAUCGUCGGGAAGUCAGUGGCUGUCUCCCCCCACUUCUUCUGCUCUCCUCUCCUACCAGCAUCAGACUGGCUCCUCAACGAUUUUUCACCAUCCCCACUCACAUCCUACCUUUCAGCUUCAUCCAGAAUGUUAUAAUCAGAUGCCUUCACCCAUGAGCUUAUCGCAUGCACCAGCAACUGCCUACCUGUACAAUUACGCGCCGGUGGAUUCUGCCGCUCGUUUUUACGUCAAUGGAAGCUUAACUCAAGCUAUUGAAGGCUGGCCGACCGCUUAUCAACCUCCGAGGACUCCGCAACCUUGUCCUCAUCCAGGCUACUCUUACCACCCUCACGAAAUGGCUAUGGCCCCCACCGAUUCUUCCGUGUUACAGCGUCCGUCGGAUUUGGACUUCGUGAACGCCCACAAGGGUUCCCUACCUCCUCAUUCAGUAACUGCACAGGCCUCUCCGGCAAAAGCUAAGCUCCUCUUUCCCAUCAAACCCCCAGCUAUUGUGCCCACUGGUUCCCCGCCACCGUUGCCCCCCAGGACGACUCGUCAACCGCAAAGUCAGGCACAAGCGCAGCAACAGCGUCCUCCCGCACUGCCACCUUCCAGCACUGGUCAACGCGGCAAACAAAUUGACCCCUGGAGUAACUGGGGCGGUUCAACUGGUGUUACUUCUAUCUCCACUAGUGGUGGUUUGCCACAGUCCAUCCCUUUUCUCUCUACACCUAGUUCUGGGAAAGUUGUAAAGUUCGCGACGCCUUCUGGUGUUCAUCGACCUUCUACACUACUACCAAGCACCGACGAUUCCCCAGGUGGACACUGUCUCAAGCCACGUUCAUCGAAUCCCUCAAAAGAGACAACACCAAUCGAAAUGGGUCACAGGAAAACCAAGUCCCCCUCUCCAUGUCCGCUGAGUGGGCACCACACUAAAGCGAGCACUCCCAAUCGUCAGAGACAACUUCUGCCCACCGAACGUCAGGCCUCACCCAGCAAUGAGAUUUUCAGACAAAAUAUGCAUAAGGCAACAACAGCGGCAGAACCCCGACUCGUUUGCCACCUUUCUGUUGCCAGCGAUCAGGAGAGUGGCCCAGCCAAAGCCUCAGAUACAGGCCUCUCCAACUCCCUCUCCUCCCCCUCCUCUUGCACCUCGUCCUCUGUCUCAGUGUCGGGGUCCUCGUUGGAUUCUUCCUCCACCCAUGACAGCGACGAGCCCUGUGGCAGCUCCUCCCAUUCCUCUUCCAGCUUUUGCUCUGACUGCGCUCACAGUGGCAUUAACACCAACGUUGUCAAGGGCGAUGCCGCCACCACCAAUGCAGCGGGAGCGGAAAAGGGGUUGGAGACGGCAGGAGGUGCAGAGUACGUGCCCUUCGUGAAGGCAGUGAAUCCAGCCGUAUACCGGCGAUUCAUAGAGCAGAAGUAUUUCUCCAACGUCGGCCGAGUGCACAAGGAGCGCGAGGAGAGACAGGCCCGUCUGGAGGCUGAGAUGGCUCUCAUGGGACUCAGUGAGGCCUCGCGCGCUCACAUGCGGAAGAUGCUGCAGGCCAAGGAGUCCAACUACAUGCGUAUGCAACGCGCUCGUAUGGAUGAAAGCAUGUUCAUUCGCAUCAAGCGCCUCGGUGUUGGAGCCUUUGGAUGGGUGUGGUUGGUACGCAAGAAGGAGAAUCGGCAGUUGUAUGCGAUGAAGAUUUUGAAGAAGCGCGACGUGGUGCGUCGACGCCAACUGGCCCAUGUGCAGGCGGAACGUGACAUCCUGGCUGAGGCAGACAGCGACUGGGUGGUGAAACUCUUUUUCUCCUUCCAGGACUCCCAUGCCCUCUACCUUGUCAUGGAGUACAUCCCUGGUAAGUUCACCCCCACCCUCUUCGCCUCCCUCAAAACAACUGCGUUAAAACCUGAUUACCUGACCAACCUUAAGAGAAGAAAUUACAAAUUUAUAAAGGUUCUUCAAAUAACAGGACCCGAGGCGGUUAAUUCGGUGUUGCUUUUCAUAGGUCAGUCCGAUAAACAGCAACCGAAUCAGUACCGAAAGAGACUGUACCGAAAGCGUUUGCGUUAUUUCGUUUGUCAUUGUCCUGCCCAUUCAAGUGUAGAACCACUUAAUAGUUCUCCCUUGUUGGCCGUUGGUCCCACCUCGGACGGCAUACAGAGGUCGUUUGAGGAGAUCACUUGUCAUGAGCUAUCCCCACUGCCACCAAUACGUGAUGGAAGUAUUUCCACGGAGUCGUUUUGGUCGGAAUUAGCCAAAAAAAAUACUCCAAAUGGUGCUCCAGGUUACUAUUUACUGUUUUUGGACUCUGUGCGCGAAUUACAGAAGCCCGAAGCCAUUCCUUCAAGUGAAGUGUUCCCACGUGGAGACAUGAUGUCCCUGCUGAUAAAGAAAGAAGUUUUCGAAGAACCUUUGGCAAGGUUCUACACAGCUGAAUUGACACUUGCACUGGAGAGUGUUCACGAAUUGGGCUUCAUACACCGAGACAUCAAACCAGACAACAUACUGAUCAACCGUGACGGCCACAUCAAACUGACAGACUUCGGCUUGUGCACAAGUUUCCGGUGGACGCAUAGCAGCAAGUAUUGGGAUCCAGUAUUCGCUAUCCCUCAGCCCGGCCAGGAAAAGACUACGACCAUCCCAACUACCACAGAGGCGGCAGCGACGGCAGGGACAACAGGGCUAGCGGAGGGCGACACGGAGGGGGACGAAGGCGAGGUGGGGGAUCAGGUGUGGCCCAUGCAUGACCAGACUCUCGAGCGACGCAUUCGCAGUUCUUCCAACCGACGCUGUGCCAAGUCCCUCGUCGGCACACCCAACUAUAUUGCACCAGAGAUCCUGCGUCGACAAGAAUACAAUCGUGCCUGUGACUGGUGGUCGGUGGGCGUAAUCCUCUAUGAAAUGCUAGUUGGUCGACCACCAUUUGUGGCUCAGACGGCGUUGGACACCCAACUGCGAGUGAUCCAGUGGCAGCGCCACUUACGAAUCCCAGGGGAGCCGAGACUGGCCUCUGAUGCGGCUGAUCUCAUUCGUAAACUUCUCUGCGAUCCGGAGGACCGGCUGGCCGAUCCGCGUCUCAUGAAGCAGCACGCCUUCUUUGAUUCGGUCGACUGGGACAAGUUGCCCACCCAAACACCUCCCUAUAUCCCAACUAUUCUGAACGAGCUGGAUACGUCUAACUUCGAUGCGGUGGAUGAAGAGGCAGGUGGCGAUGACCAAGCAAGCUCUCAGAGCAGCUGUGGCGGGGCUGGAGGCGGAGGAGGUACAUUCGGACUAACUAGCGCGCCACACGCCUUUCCCGAUUUCACUUUCAAGCGCUUCUUCGAUCAGGAUAACAACCCCACCACCUCGGAACGUGACGCCAUCUGCUCCACCGGGGCGUGGCACCAAACCAGUGCGGUGCUUGUACCCUCCUCGUCCUACCAGUAA
This is a messenger RNA of Echinococcus granulosus, 3570 nucleotides long. Its product is annotated as Serine/threonine-protein kinase LATS2. Gene Ontology annotation, molecular function: ATP binding; protein serine/threonine kinase activity. Gene Ontology annotation, biological process: regulation of organ growth; peptidyl-serine phosphorylation; hippo signaling. The transcript has 11 exons. Bases 1 to 3570 code for a protein of 1189 amino acids. The record is from RefSeq and is a predicted model, not a curated record. Lineage: Eukaryota; Metazoa; Platyhelminthes; Cestoda; Cyclophyllidea; Taeniidae.